AUGGAAACAAUAGGAGGUCCAUCACAAGGAAAAUUAGGAGAAGUAGUGGGUGAAGUGGAAUACCGCUGUCAUAUAUUCUCCAAGUUGUCUCCUGAUGUCCUGCUCAUCAUCUUCAACGCCAUCAAAGCUGUUAUGAAAGACAAGAACCUUCUUCAAGAGCUCAGACAGAAAAUGGAAGAUAUUCCUGAGCAAAAUGAUGGCUAUGAGCUGAAAACUGAGAGCCCACACUUAAAAGACCUGUUCAGCACCUUACAGCAUUCUCCAAGAGAUUGUCUACUUCAGGUGGCAGGAGGAAUCACUUAUGUCCUUGAUGCUUUGCAUGAGUUAAUGGACGAUCAGCUGCUGCUGCUUCUUGAAUCCUUGGAAAGGAAGAUUCUGUCCCAACAGCUGAAACUGGUUAAAAACCUCCUGGAUCAAGAGCUGGCAUAUACGAUGAGUCCUUUCCGUAUGGAUGCCAGGCUGCUCUCCUUCCCACACGAGGAGGAACUGAUGUUAACCAUGGAACUGGUGGAGCUGAGUGGAGUGCAGCUCCAGGAAGAUGGAUCAGCUGUCCCUAGGGAUCAACCCUUCGAGUCUGUGGCAGCCCUGUUUGCUGCCCUGUACGCCCUCAGCCUCCUGAGUGGCUCCAAAUAGGACACACCAGGCCCUGCUCAGGGAACCCCUCUGUAAAGCAUUGGGAAAUCUCCGCUGAGCAACCAGGUUUCUCUCCCAAUAUCAUCCUUGUUAAUGCCCACGGCUGCUUUGGCUGGGAAAAGCAAAUUUAAGGCUGCAAAAUUAUUUACUGAUACUAUCAUAGGCUGGAUAUCAAAGUGGAUUUGUCUAUCUGUCUCCCAAGAAUACUGAGGUGCAACAGGAAAAUCCACAAGCUCAAAGAAUCCGAGGCCUGCCACCUGUGCCUCAUGUAAUCCUGCUUCCCUCAAAGUGCUGCUGCUGCUUCUGAAAUCAACAAAUGGGAAAGGGAAGGGUAAAGGGAAUGGGAAGGGCAGGGAAAUGUAAAGGAAAAGGGGAAAUGCAAAGAAAACAAAAGCCAAAGGAAAACAUGAGCAGUGAUUCACUGACCCUGGUUCCUCUCUGCUUCAGUGGGGACUCCGUGAACUGCUGGUGCCGGGAAGGCGGGGAAAUCCCAGAGGUUGCACUGACACCUCCCUGCUCCCAUCUCCCUGAGUUGCUUGAGGGACACAGGGAACACUUCAGAGCAACACUACAAAUACUCUCAUUAUCACUCUAUAAAUAAAGAGCAGCUUCUUGCUAAGCAAUUUUUAAAUUUUGUGUCUUUUCUCUCCCAUGGCACAUCUGACAACCUCAGUACUAAAGCUGUACCAGAAAUAAGAGCCCUUGAUGUGGACACAGCAGUCUCAUGUAGAAAACUUUCUAAAAUAAAUGUGAAUAUUUUGAUUACUCCUUUGUACAGUAUUCUAAGAGAAACUAAUAAAAGUGAAGC
Ficedula albicollis (Collared flycatcher) is the source of this 1441-nucleotide messenger RNA. RefSeq lists its product as uncharacterized. The record is from RefSeq and is a predicted model, not a curated record. Bases 1 to 633 code for a protein of 210 amino acids. NCBI's taxonomy places the organism in Eukaryota, Metazoa, Chordata, Aves, Passeriformes, Muscicapidae. Gene Ontology annotation, molecular function: phosphatidylinositol-4-phosphate binding; phosphatidylinositol-4,5-bisphosphate binding; phosphatidylserine binding. Gene Ontology annotation, biological process: defense response to bacterium; pyroptotic inflammatory response. The transcript is spliced from 5 exons.